Messenger RNA from Schistosoma turkestanicum, 2388 nucleotides. NCBI's taxonomy places the organism in Eukaryota, Metazoa, Platyhelminthes, Trematoda, Strigeidida, Schistosomatidae. The record is from the annotation of a GenBank genome assembly.
GCCUGGUAACUUUUCGAAAUAAUGUUCACUAAUUUUUCCCCUAGCAACCACGUUUUUAUCAAAUACUAUUCCACUACCAUAUUUAGAUAAUCCUCAAUAACCUUUGCUGAGUAAUCGUCAUGAUAGAUUCUGAAAAUUCAGCAGACAAAAAAUAUUACAUUGAUCUUGUUCCAACAAACUCUGCACAAGCCAUUCAGAAAGCAGUUACUCACUUAUAUUGCUGUGAAGAUAUUGUUAUCAAAGGAAAACUUGGAAAUGGCUAUUUUGCCUCGGUGUUUUUGGUAAACCAUCGUCCAACCAAAAGGCUUAUGGCUAUGAAGUUGACUAAUGAAGCAUCUUUUCAUCAUCGAGAGAUUGAACUCUUGGGUUCUUUGAAUCAUACCAAUGUUCUGAGACUUUAUGGAUCCUGCCUAAUCGGUGCUCGGUUCGCUUGUCUAACAGAAUACGCUAAUGGAGGUAGCCUAGCAGGUCUGUUGGCUACUAAAGCAUUAAGUUUGUCAUGGUGUGUUCGAAUCAGUUUAGCUUUGGACAUCGCCUGUGGUCUUCAUCAUCUACACAAUCACAGUCUAAUUCAUCGAGAUUUAACCUCUCAGAAUAUCCUCAUCCGAGUUCGCUCUGGAUCAUGUCCAGAUACAACAAAUAAUCAUUCCGGACCGACUUUCAGCUCUGACUACCAGACGAAUUGUAGUGGCGCUUUUCCAGAUAGACUUACUCAAUCCAGGUUAUCUGACUCAGAAAAUGAUACUCAGGGAAUCAAGCAUCCGAAUGGCUUCUCACAUCAUUGCUGUCAUUCUCAUAAUCUCUGUCGACGUCAUAGCAGUCACAUCAAUCGACAACGAUUUCAUCAGUUUGAUAAAAUACAUUCAAAUGAUGAAGCCAAUGAGUUUUUACCAGCUAGCUCCUAUUCACAUUCAUCUAACGAAGACUAUGCUACGAAUAUUGAUAAAUUUGAUUUGGAUCUAGCUCAUCUACUUUCAUUCGCAAGUCAGCAUACUAACGAAUUAUCCUGUUCAGGUAAACCAAUUAUUCCCUUCAGCUUUUUGAAGUCUAUUCCACUUAUUGAACCACGAUGGAAGAAACUAAUCACUAAUGAUCUACUUGUAUUAAAGUGUUUAACUCGAUCAGAAAUGUCAAUAUCAUCGAGCAGUUCCCUAAAAUUCACAGCACUUGUAGCCGAUCUGGGUUUAUGCCUGGAUUUAAGACGGGAUCAUGUAGAUGCAGUUUCGGUCGUUGGAAAUCCAUUUUACACCGCUCCUGAAUGUCUAAAUCGAGUAGCACCGUAUACAUUUGCUGCAGACAUAUUCUCCUACGGUCUUUUGAUUUGUGAAUUAAUAACUCGUUUUCCUAACGACUGCUCACUCAUACCCCGUACACCGUCUUUCGGCUUGGAUCAUGGAAACCUCCCAGUGCCUCCUGAUUGUCCUGGUUGGUUUUUCCAGUUAGCUGUCAACUGUUGCACUGUCGACCAUUUGUUGCGUCCGCAUAUCUUAGACGUCAUUGAUUCCAUCGAAAAAAAUAGUUAUGAUUUAUCUUGUCAUGCAAGAGUUCAUUCACCGUCUGAUGUGCCUGUACAAACCCCCGUUACGAAUAGUCCACAUGAUAUUAAAUCCCAAGAAAAUAUUCUUGAAUCCCCCAUAUAAAACCACAUAAUCUCAUCUAAUUCAGUAUUUUGUCUACUUUAAUUGUUUUGUCCGAACUGACAACUCCACUAGUGUGUCAAAUCAUUGAAAUUAUUUAUCACUACUGCCGUUACCGAUCAAUUUAUUUUGUUGAUAAACAUCUCAUAGUUGAUUCAAAGCAUUUUUUUCUCUUAAAAAAAGACAAUCAGCUAGCUAAUUCAGGUGACCUUCUCAUUUUUGUCCGUUGCUUGUAAAUUGUGACUAUUCAUUACUUUUGCUCUGUUAUCUAUGAAUUUUUUUUGCAGUGCCAAUCAAUUAUUCUCUCAAUUAUUACUUGUUUCUUUUUUCUAAUUUUUGUUUUGAUUAUCGAUUAUUUUAUAGAGCCAAUGCUUAGAGUAUGAAUACACACAAAAAAAAGUUACCAACUAUUCCCUUUUUUUGCAUCUCAACAUUUCGUACGGAUUCUUAUUCUGGUCUCUCGGUUGUAUUGUUUUUCCUUUUACGCAUUAUAAAAAGUGGUCCAAAUCCUCCUAUAUUAGUGUCUUUUUUUUAAUGUUAAUUCAGGAAGUACGCCUACUUUGUUCCUCAUGUAUCUUAGUUGUUCAAAUCUCCCAUAUCAUUUUUAAUAUUAUUUAUUUGUCUGAGUAUACCAUUGUAAAAGCAAUUAUUGUAAGAUAUGGAAGUGCUGUGCUUCUCUUUUCGCCUUGUCAAAUGAAAGUAUCGUGCCUACUUUCUUCUGUCUUCCGUAUAUAUAUAUAUAUAUAUAUAU